AUGAACAGCGCACCAAGGCUGGCGCGCAGCUCCACGCGCGCAGCCUCAUCAAAAUGGGCCUGUUUCUCCUGCCGUAACACCCGACCGCAGCACUCCCAACCGCAUCUCCGGCUAAACAUCCGCCGAAACGCAUCUACAUCCAAUCCCCGGACAACAGCACAUCUUUCCCAGCAGGCCGCGCCGUCGAUGGAGCAAAUCCGAGCUCACUACAACCGAAAGAACCAGACCGUUGCAUUCUACACACUCAGCGUCAUCAUUGGCACCGUAGCCGUAGCAUACGGCUCAGUCCCCCUCUACAAAAUGAUCUGCCAAACCACCGGCUGGGGCGGGCAGCCCAUCCGCGCCCACGGCUCCUCCUACGAAGGCGACCUCUCCAGCCGCCUCGUCCCCGUCACAUCCGCCAACCGCAUAAAAGUCACCUUCAACGCCUCCGUGUCCGACGAGCUCCCCUGGAAGUUCAUCCCGCAGCAGCGCGAGGUCCGCGUCCUGCCCGGCGAGACGGCCCUCGCCUUCUACAAGGCCACCAACAGGGGCGACAAGGACAUCAUCGGCGUGGCGACGUACAGCGUCACGCCGGCGCAGUGCGCACCGUACUUUAGCAAGAUUCAGUGCUUUUGCUUCGAGGAGCAGCGGCUGAAUGCUGGUGAGACGGUGGACAUGCCCGUCUUCUUUUACCUGGAUCCGGAUCUGUUGAAUGAUUUGAACAUGAAGGGUGUGGAGACGGUUACUCUCAACUAUACUUUUUUUAAGGCGCGGUAUGAUAAUAAUGGUAGAUUCAAGGCUCCUGCUGUGGCGUAG
Messenger RNA from Pochonia chlamydosporia 170, 798 nucleotides. RefSeq names its product cytochrome c oxidase assembly protein CtaG/Cox11. Gene Ontology annotation, molecular function: copper ion binding. The record is from RefSeq and is a predicted model, not a curated record. Gene Ontology annotation, cellular component: mitochondrial inner membrane. The coding region runs from base 1 to 798 and encodes 265 amino acids. NCBI's taxonomy places the organism in Eukaryota, Fungi, Ascomycota, Sordariomycetes, Hypocreales, Clavicipitaceae. The transcript is spliced from 4 exons.